AUGAGUUUUUUAUGGGAUUGGUUUACUAACAUACUCAGUACAUUAGGUCUACACAAAAAAAGCGGAAAACUUGUGUUUUUAGGACUUGAUAAUGCUGGAAAAACAACCUUAUUGCAUAUGUUGAAAGAUGAUCGUCUAGCGCAGCACGUACCAACAUUGCAUCCAACGUCUGAAGAACUCGUUAUGGGUAAUAUGAAGUUUACAACAUUUGAUUUGGGUGGUCAUGCUCAAGCUCGAAGAGUUUGGAAAGACUAUUUUCCAGCUGUUGAUUCAAUUGUAUUUUUGGUUGAUGCUGUUGAUCGAAACCGAUUUAUGGAAGCUAAAGCAGAACUAGAUAGUUUGUUGACAGACGAACAAGUAGUGAAUGCACCUAUUGUUGUACUCGGAAAUAAAAUUGAUUUGCCUGGUGCUGUUAGUGAACAAGAAUUACGUUAUAUGUUGGGUAUAUCAACUGCAACGACAGGAAAGGGCAAUGUAUCUCGUAGUGAAGUAUCCGGUCGUCCAAUGGAAUUAUUUAUGUGUAGUGUUUUAAGGCGAGAAGGUUAUGGUGAAGCAUUUCGAUGGUUAUCACAAUAUUUGUAA
Messenger RNA from Didymodactylos carnosus, 582 nucleotides. Lineage: Eukaryota; Metazoa; Rotifera; Eurotatoria; Philodinida; Philodinidae. The record is from the annotation of a GenBank genome assembly.